GACUCUUCUGUAGUUUUAGGUGGCAAUCAGAUCCAGAUGACCGAUGAGGAUGGUGACGAGGACGACGAAGAUGGUGAAACAUAUGCAGGCGAAGAUGGCGAGUGUCUCAGAUGGUCUGCAUAUGAUGAAAAAGGCGUAGACGAUCAUAAAACGAGCAAUAAUUUUGGCAGUCAACGACAACAUCAGACGAUGAACUACAACAACUGCAGUAGUUCUAAGACGAAUGCGACUGUUGGUAUGAAGAUCCUACCUCCUCCAACGACUUCUUCUGCCUCAACAUCAUACACUAAUGUAACUCAAGCAACUCCAUCUUCCUCCUCUAGUUCAAACUCUAGUGGUGCUGCUCUCCACAAAGUUAGUACUAUAAUCACACCUUGUCGACUAGCAUCAAAUGGCAAUCCACCUUGGCACGACUACUCUGGGGCACUCGCUAGUGGUCAGCUAGUGUAUCAAAAACUACUGCAUCAUCCUGUCGCGAAGACCUUUCCGAAAACAUUGGUGAACCUGUGCGGGCCGUCCUACGUCACGCCACAACUGCUCUCAUCGGCCAUCACCGGAGGUCGCAACCCCAAAGCCGCACUAGGUCGCAUUUUUGAUGGCUUCGCGUGUAUGGGGGAGCUGUUGGGAUCUAGGAGUGUGCCAACACAGUUUAGUAGCGAAGAAGAACGGCAGUCAGAAGAGAUAGUGCAAAAUUGGCGAGGCAUCAAGGACACAGAGUCAAUGCACAAUUUUGGUUGCGAUGCUACCUCGGAAGAGGAUUUGUUGAGUGCGCUUGGAGCAUCUCGGGAUGUGUACGAUGCAAACAAGGCGAAUCAACUUUACAAGUAUUUCUUUUUCGCGUUUUCGCCAGUUGUCUUGAAUAUUUUAGAUUUCGUGAUGUCAGCGUCAUAUUAAGUAAUUGAUACCUCCUCAUCUCGCCUGGAAUUCUAUCAGCUUUCACUGAGAUACUGACAAUAAUAAUCUCCCUCUGCCUCUCCUUCUCCAGGCAGCAGCAGUACCUCGGACAUUAUUACUACCUCGCACGACACCACAAAGCACACGAGCAGGGCAACGUGAUAGCGCAGGAGCAGAAAGCCGAGAACCGCCGUCACACCCCAACGGUUUUGAUGAUCGCCGAAAAACCCUCUAUCGCCAAAGUUUUAGCUGAGCAACUAGGUCCUCAAGGCCGGCAACCAUGGCAACGACGCAACACGGUGGCAAAAGGCAUUGCAACUUUUGAGUACAACGGGUAUUUCAAGGAAGCUGGCAGAAACUGCCGUUUUGUUGUGACGUCUACGAUUGGCCACUUGUUUCGCAUUACGUUUAAACAGCAGAAAGGCCUAAAACCCUUCGGAAUGUACGACGCAGAAACAGUAAAAGAACUAGAAUUAAGGGUUUCGACAUUACAUCCCCCAAUAACAACAUCCUUGGCCUUUUUUCAAGUACAGAAAAUACAAGUAGGUGAAGGAUGUUCUGAAGAAUGUAAUGUGGAAAUCUUUAAUAGAAGACAGCUCAGUGAAGAUGCGACUACCGGAGCAUCUACAGCAAUUAGCUGCGGAGAGCGACUACCUAGUGCUGUGGCUCGAUUGCGAUAGAGAAGGUACUCGAUGACGUAGCUUUUUUCCAGCAACUCAAUCGCUAUGCAUUUGAUCUAUUAUCAGUCUAGUACUUUUUCAGUCGUAAUAUGUACCCAUUUGCAUUUGUUCUAAAUAACUUUCAAUGAAAAUAUGUAUCUUUUUCCAGGUGAGAUGAAGAUUUGCUACGAGGUGAAAACAUCUGCUAUCAUCUAUCGCUAUCCAUUUGCAUUUGUUCUAAAUCUAAAGAUCACGAAACUCUCUCAAUGAAAAUAUCUUUCUCCAGGUGAAAACAUCUGCUACGAGGUGAUUUCUCUUCUGCGAGACCAGUUCCCAACGGAUGAUAACGUUUAUCGCGCUCAUUUUUCUGCCAUCACCGGUCCCGCUUUAAAGGAAGCUGUUUCUACCCUGAAAAGACCGAAUAAGUUUUUGUCGAUGUCAGUCGACGCAAGACAAGAGCUUGACCUCAAAGUUGGCUGUUCCUUCACGCGUAUGCUCACGUGGAAUUUUCUCAAGUUUGCCCAACUGAAGUUCCCGAAGAGCGAGUUGACAGUGUUGAGCUACGGACCCUGCCAGACGCCGACCUUGUACUUCUGCGUCCAACGGCAUAGAGAAAUCCAGAAUUUUCAAUCCGUAAAGUGGGAACAAGCCACGUUUCAUUACGGCCAAGUGGAAUUUUUAGAAGGUGGUGCAGCGGAAGAAGAGAACGAGAAUGACAGUUCUGCUUCUGGUGCUGGAGGAGGUCAACAUGGUAAGAACAACAAAGGCGGUGGCGGUAAAGGGGGUGGUCACCAAGGUGGAAAGAACCGAGGUUCUGGAGGUAAAAAUCAAGGUAGGCACGCGAACGCCACCGAAAGUCGACCGAGCGUCACCGUGAAUGCUGUCGUUAGCAGUGUGCGGCAGGAGCGGAAGUGGAUCAAGAAACCACCAGGCUUGAACACUGUGAAUUUACUGAAAGCAGCUUCGAAAUUAGGGAUUUCACCUGCCAGUGCCAUGAAAACUGCGGAAGAGCUCUAUUCCCAAGGCUACAUUUCUUACCCCAGAACGGAAAGCACGAAAUAUGCGCCGUCUUUCAACGUAACUGAGGUAGCCCGCCUUUUCGCGGGUCAGGAUGGGCAUCAUGGACACUCAGCAGAUGUCAGUCGAACGUUGAAUGCUUUACUACAGCGCAACAAUGGGCAAAUCAGACCACCCAGCGACGGCUACGAUGCUGGCGACCAUCCACCGGUAACGCCGAUGAGAGCAGUGUGGAAUCGCGGAGACCUGAAACCGAAAGCCUACAAACUUUUCGACUAUGUUGUACGACACUUCGUGGCGAGCUUGCACCAUAACGUGGAGUACACGGAGUACAAAGUUACCUCACGCCUUGAGGAUAGGAGACAUAGCCAACUAGAUUUUGAGGCAGUGUUUCACUCAGUGCCGGACAGGGGCUUCUUGAGCGUAAUGGACCACAUGGGCAAGUUUUUGAAGGAUGCGGGAAGGUAGUAUUUUCCAGCUUUGCUUGUGAAGGUCGAUGCUCGUACUUCUAGAGCCUUGAUUAGACACUCAACAUCUCUCACGUUUGUUUAUCUUUUCUGCCGGGACAUAGCUUUAAGGCCCAACUUUCAUUAGUCAACAUUGAAGUAGUUGGUCAACACUGUCACUGAAGACACCGAAGCGUAGACCCCUUGAGACAACACGGGAAAUCUAAGGGAAGAAGGGGAAAAUUGAAAUCAGUUCUUUCUGCACGCAUCAGGUCUACCCAACUCCGCGAAGGCCAAAGACUACACAAUGUCCAGCUCCGAUUCAAAGAGGGGUGGACCGAGCCACCAGCCUACUUGACAGAAGGCGAAUUGGUAGACUUGAUGGACAAAAACAGGAUUGGCACUGACGCAUCCAUGGCACAGCACAUCGAGAACGUCGUCACGCGGAAUUACGUCGUCGUCUGUGGCCCGGGUCAGCGAGGUCAGAAGGAGGCUGGACCGCGCAUCCUGACCAAAGGGAUGAACAAGGGCAAGUUGAAGGAUCACUCCUGGCCAGCAUCGAGACACAUGGUUCCGACCGGACUUGGUUUGGCGGUCUUAGACAUGUUUCAGCGUUCCGUUCCGGCGUUGUGCGAGCCGGACAUUCGAGCUUACAUGGAACGACAAUGCAAUAUGAUCUCCGAAGGGAAUUCCAGCAAAGAGUCCGUGGUGACCGAAAAUAUCGAAAUUUUCAAGGAAAAAUUCUGUCAGUUUGAACAGAACUUGGACAAAAUCGCGAAUAUCUUAGCGCCUAAGCCUGGUUCGCCAGGCUAUGAUCCGAAUUUUAGAUGGCAGACCAGUAGCUUGGGAGCUGGUGGAGGUAUUCUUAAUGUGAGGAACAACAACAGUAACAACUCCUCGUCAACGAGGACCAACAAUAAAGGAGGUAACAGUACCACUAACAUUUUCGGUACGUCAACGAGUGCUACGACUAACACUUCAACAUCAACAGCCACCGGCAAGAAUCAAUAUGCUACUAGUACUUCUUACAACAACGCUGCAGCUGCUGGUGGUGGAAAAGGUAACCUUCAUAGUUACAACAACACGACGUCACAACCGCAAGCUGCUGUUGCUGCUGGCACGACAUCGCAGUCGAAUUCCAACUCCAACAAGAAUCAUGGAGGGCCCUCAAACGCCAACUCUUCUAGCUCCUACAGUCGUCCUGGUCCUUACGGUAACGCUAGCGGUCAAAGGCUUGCGGCGCAGUCAACUGCUAGAGGAUACCAAGGCAACCAGCAACACGACUAUGGUCCAUCUUCGUCACCUCAAAAUAGUCGUGGAAAACCUCAAAAGGGAGGUGGAAAAGAAUCGUCAUCUUCUAGUGGUGGAUGGCAGCAGCAGAAUAAUUCCGACAGUACUAAAGCCGGUAAGAAUUCUUCUGGAGGAGGCAGCGGCAAGGACAAAGACAACAACAAGGGCGGGAAAAACAGCCACAACAGCACCAGCAAAGACCACAGCAGGAAAGACAAUAAGAACAACAAUAAAAAUGAUGGAGGCACUGGCAAGAACAGUAAAAACAAUAAGGGUCGUGAUGCUGGUGGUCGUGGGAAGGGUGGAAAAAAAGACGACAUGGUCGAUCCUUCCGCAACCGGUUCAAACAAUAUUCCACUUGGACCAAGGAAAGAUAAUCUCACUUUACCGACUACAUCUUCAUCUACCUCAACAUCUUCUGGUGGGAACGCUGCUGCUAGAAAUAGUACUAGCUACAACAACAACAGUAAGAACCAAUAUCAGACGCGUCAGACUGGGACUAGAGGUGCAGGUGGACGGCCAUCACCCUCACCUGGAAGGCAUGCAGCUUCGUCAGGGUCUUCGUUGAAUGCGUAUCCGUCUAGGGGAACCGGAACAGCGACAACAGGUGGAGCUGGUGCAGGUGGUAGUUCCUCUUCCAAUAACAGACAAAACAAGAACGCAAAUACCAAUACAAAUUCCAACAACUACACGAGAAAUGGGUCUGCACCAAGUCAGGGUUAUCAACACAAAAACGCGCAGGGCCAUCAACCGAAACGCUCGUCUGGUUGGGAUGUUGGGCCUACAGCGCAGCAGUCAAAUAUGACAAAAAGCACGUCAGGAGCAGCUUCAGCUUCGAGUAGUAAUCACACGACAAAUUCUGGGACAAGUAAUAGUACAACUAAAAGUAACAUGAUGACCGGGCGUGGCGCAACUCAAAGUAGUCAACAGCAGACUUCGUCGUGGGCUGCAGCAGCGAACGCAACUACAUCAGCAGGAAACGGAGCUUCUACAUAUAAUCAGCAGCAACAAAGUUGGGCACCAGGUGCCGCAUCUUCUACACCGCCUCAUCAGCAAGCCGCUUUUCAACAGCAACAGGCAGCAUAUUACCAGCAACAGAUGGCAGCAUACCAACAUUAAGGGUAGUUUAUCACUAUUGCUGAGUGGAGGACUCCUAUGCUGAGUCGUGGAGUCCUCUCCGUUUUUUUGAAAAGGGGAAGCUACGUGGCAAAGAGGGCAACCCAGUCGACUCGGGAUAGUGAGAAACUACCUUUAACAACCGCAGCUAGUGGCACUUCGACAGCAACAGCUUCAACAACAAUGGACGCCCGAGCAGAUGCAAAUGUAUGCUGCGGGAGGUGGGUAUGGUGCUGGGGGACAACGAUGAUGCUAUGAUCUAGUGUAUGGCCCAACCACAUCAUAACUGCUUACUGAGUGCUUCUUACCGUUCGCUACCAUGUACAUCUUCAGCAUGAGUCAACAUUCGAAGAAUUGAAAGCGAGAACAAGUAAAGUGAGUUCGACAUCAUAUUGAUAACUCAACUUUUAACGCCAUAAGUAAACCAGAUGAUCAUGAUAGAUCUCUUUAACAUGUAACUAUGUCACGAGACAGAGAGACUUCCAUCUGAGUUUUUGUACACUUAUAUUUAGCUCUGUACUAGAAAUAAUGAUGAUCCAUGGCAGGAUACAUCAAGUGAAUUCCCCUUCCUCGAAUACAUGACGAUUGGAAAGAAUAAACCUAUCCUCUCACCUCUUAUCCCAGAAACUGACCUCCCAAAGCACACCUCAUCACGAGGAUCUUUAGGUGAAAUUGUUAUUAGUGAAAAUGUUAGGAUAUUAAUUGGUCUUCGUUGCACUCGUAGGAUGUCGUCGAGCACAGGCGAUUUGGAUGUGUUUUGUUUGAAUCAAUCACAGUUUCGGAUCCGGAGAAGUCGGAUCCAGCGAAGUCGGAUUCGGAGUCAAGGGACUUCGAAGGAGAGAUAAAGGGAGAAGUGCUACUAGUGCGUC
Molecule: messenger RNA, 6291 nt
Organism: Amoebophrya sp. A25
Lineage: Eukaryota; Dinophyceae; Syndiniales; Amoebophryaceae
Source: the annotation of a GenBank genome assembly